UCUUCAGGCAAGCCUAAACAACCUUCAGUCCCCAUAAAUUUUACUCAAACCUUUGUUUCUGUAAAGAAGACACUCAUUCACGUUCCUUUCGAAACAUCCAACGAGCACAUCUUCAAAAUGAGAUCCACAAUCAUCGCCCUCUUCAUCGCUGGCGCCGUCGCCGCCCCUGUCGUCGUUGAGCGUCAGCAAGGUCCUCCCUCCGGUAUCCCCACUGGCGGUUUCCCUGCUCCUACUGGUGGUUUCCCAGGCGGCCCAGGCGGCCCUGGUGGUCCCGGUGCUCCCGGCCAAUCGCCUCCUCCCUUCCCCACUGGCGGAUUCCCAGGCGGACCCGGCGGUGGCUUCCCCGCUCCCACUGGAGGUUUCCCAGGUUUCCCAGGAGGAGGCUUCCCUGCUCCUACUGGAGGAUUCCCAGGCGGCCCUGGCGGACCAGGCUUCCCAGCCCCAACUGGCGGUCUUCCCUCAGGACCCGGCGGUCCUGCACCUACUGGUGGCCCAGUCCUCCCUACCGGUGCUCCAUCUUUGCCCACCGCCGCCCCACCAGUCUCGUCAGCCUGGUAA
Molecule: messenger RNA, 558 nt
Organism: Periconia digitata
Lineage: Eukaryota; Fungi; Ascomycota; Dothideomycetes; Pleosporales; Periconiaceae
Source: the annotation of a GenBank genome assembly